Clonostachys solani is the source of this 1077-nucleotide messenger RNA. Lineage: Eukaryota; Fungi; Ascomycota; Sordariomycetes; Hypocreales; Bionectriaceae. The record is from the annotation of a GenBank genome assembly.
AUGCUCCGUCCUGUGUUAGUAGUGGAAACUACACGUAGAAAGAAGAGGCGAGAUCUAAGGAAGAAGCUCGCGCGGCAGUUCUACGAGGCUUUCACGCAGGAGGGAUUCGUCACUGUCUCUGGCCAUGUCAUCUCGAAAGAGACGUGGGACCAGCAGAUGGACUUCUGCAACGCCACAAUGACCAUGGAUCCCAAAGCAAAUGUUCCUUUUGAAUCUCGCCGGAGGGGGACAAACAGGGCAUCUACGUGGGUUUCAAGACGGCUGGAGGACUCAGUUUUCACGAAGAAUCUCAAGAUCGACUUUUACAAUAUGCUCUAUCAAGACAGCAAAGCAGACAGAAAGCACCCUCCUCACCUAGUUCCGUACCUUGAUGAAAUCCGAAAGGUCAUGCUUCACGUCCGCGAUGAUACCCAGAAGAAGCUAUUCAUCCUGCUAGCUAUGUGUCUCGAGAUGCCUGCUGAUGAACUCAUUGCUACGCAUGCGCCUGGACAGUCGAGCUCCGAGUGUUGCCGUUACAUGAGCUACGCACCUUUAACGCCAGAAGCUACGGCAAAAGCGCGUGGUCUCUUCAUGCCGGCACACGCGGACUGGGGUGCCUUUUCCAUCCUCUUCUCGCCGCCAGUCUCUGCUCUACAGAUCCUACACAAGUCUGGCGUCUUCAAGUGGGUUGAGUAUAAGCCCUACACCCUCAUCGUCAACUUUGGUCAAGCACUAGAGCUACUCACGGGCGGGCUCUUUCUAGCGACAAUCCAUAGGGUCGUCACCCCUCCCAAGGACCAAGUUGACUAUCUGCGAGUAGGCAUUUAUUGCUUCUCCCGCCCGGACGACGACUUCGCUCUGGCUCUGUUCCAUGACUCUCCUAUACUCAAGAGACUAGGCAAGGAUAAGCCGCUAGACCCAAAUGUCACAUAUAGCACAGCCGAAAUUCUUGAGGCCAAGAAGCAUGGUUACCUUAAGUCGGACCUAGAUUUUGAUAAGCCAAAAGACAAUAACUUUCAUGAUGACCCGUUCAGGCAGGGCGAUAGGUUCGCAGCGACUCAGAAGGUGCUUGCUUCUAUCACAAAAGCCUUCGCUUAG